This is a messenger RNA of Schistosoma intercalatum, 633 nucleotides long. The record is from the annotation of a GenBank genome assembly. Lineage: Eukaryota; Metazoa; Platyhelminthes; Trematoda; Strigeidida; Schistosomatidae.
AUGCAGAAAGAAUCUAGUGAAGAUGUUGAUACGCAAAACGUCAAUGUGCGUAAACCGUAUAAAAAACGCCGAAAAGCAAAGAAGUCUCGAGAUGUACUUAACAGUUUACAGGAUGAUGCUUCGAAGACUUCAAUCAAUUCUCAAAUUUAUUCGACUAAGAGAAUAGAAUUUGAUGACGUUGGAGAGAUAAAAAGUUUAUACGCUGCAGAUAACUGGGAUCUUUCUGAUUGUACUCGCAGGUCGAAAAAGCGUUCAGGAUACGUCACUUUUACAAACAUAUGUGCCGAACAGAGAUUUACACCGAAAUCUGGAGUCUCAAACCUUGAGAAUACUGAUAUUAUAUCCCACAUUUCAGAAGAUGAGUUAGAAUCCGUACGUGAAAUACCGAUCAAACAUGAAAAGAAUCAGCAUUUAGAAGUGACAAUCUACAGUUUUCCUAAUAACUAUGAGACUGUUGUGAAGUAUUGGUAUGAUACGUUUCAGAAACUUCAUUUACUCACCAGAAUAACUAAAAACCAGGAAGGUGCCAACAAUUAUUGUUCAGUAAUUGAACAAAUACCUUUAUCCACCGCAACUGAAAGAGCGUCAAAUAACACAUCAUUACAUGAAGAACAAAUGGAAAACUGUCAAUAA